This is a messenger RNA of Cucurbita maxima (winter squash), 505 nucleotides long. RefSeq names its product late embryogenesis abundant protein 7-like. Lineage: Eukaryota; Viridiplantae; Streptophyta; Magnoliopsida; Cucurbitales; Cucurbitaceae. The record is from RefSeq and is a predicted model, not a curated record. The transcript is spliced from 2 exons. Bases 30 to 368 code for a protein of 112 amino acids.
CGCAAAAGAAACAGAUCUAUUUGUAAACAAUGGCAUCCCACAAUGAGAGGUACAAGGGUGGUGAAAGCAAGGGCCGAGCUGAGGAGAAGACUAGUCAGGCGAUGGGUAGAAUGGGGGACAAGGCCCAUGGAGCAGCGGAGUCCAAGAAAGAAUGGGCCGAAGAGCCCAAAGAUCAGACAGGAAGCUAUAUGUCGGAUAAGGCCCAAUCUGGAAAGGAGACGACCGGAGGGAUACUGGAGCAGACGGGUGAGAAAGUGAAGAGUAUGGCCCAAGGAGCGGCGGAUGCAGUGAAAAGCACUUUUGGUAUGGCCCACGAUGAUGACGUGGGCAAGGAGGGGACUGACCCAACCACUUACCGCAGGGGCUAAUUCGUAAUUCUGCUGUUCCUGUUCUGGUUUUUGUUUUUUCUGCAUGGUUUGUUGCUGUUGCUGUUGUGUUGUGUUACAUUUCCCUCCCUUUUUGUUGGAGGUCUGUGUUCCAAUAAGAACAUCCUUUGUCUUCGCUA